UCUGAGAGAGAGAGAGAGAGAGAGAGAGAGAUAUGAAGUACGUAUUGGUGACGGGAGGAGUGGUAAGUGGACUGGGGAAAGGGGUGACAGCGAGCAGCAUUGGAGUCCUCCUCAAGGCAUGCGGGCUCCGGGUGACGGCGAUAAAAAUCGAUCCUUAUCUGAACACUGAUGCCGGGACGUUGGCUCCAUUUGAGCACGGGGAAGUAUUUGUCUUAGAUGAUGGUGGUGAGGUGAACUUGGAUCUUGGAAAUUAUGAAAGAUUUCUUGAUAUCAAAUUAACUCGGGACAACAACAUCACAACUGGAAAGAUCUAUCAGUUUGUCAUUAACAAGGAGAGGAAGGGAGACUAUCUGGGGAAGACAGUCCAAGUUGUGCCGCACAUUACAAAUGCCAUACAAGAGUGGAUUGAACGUGUAGCUAAGAUACCUGUGGAUGGUAAUGAAGGACCUGCUGAUGUUUGUAUUAUAGAAUUGGGUGGAACUAUAGGAGCCACGAUCUUUUCAGGGCAUAACGACAGUGGCAUUCUUGAUGCAGGGGACAUAGAGUCUAUGCCAUUUAUAGAAGCUUUGGGUCAGUUCUCUUACCGUGUAGGUCCUGGGAACUUCUGUCUGGUUCAUGUCAGUCUUGUUCCUGUUUUAGAUGCAGUUGGCGAGCAGAAAACUAAGCCCACACAACAUAGUGUUCGGAGCCUAAGAGGACUUGGGUUGAUGCCAAAUAUUCUAGCCUGCCGAAGCACUAAGCCACUGGACGAAAAUAUAAAAGAGAAACUUUCACAAUUUUGCCAUAUCCCGGUAGCAAAUAUUAUUACUCUGAACGAUGUUACAAAUAUUUGGCACAUUCCUUUACUGUUGAGGGAGCAAAAGGCACAUGAAGCUUUUAUAAAGCUAUUGAAGCUUCAAGGGAUCGCUAAAGAACCUAUGUUGGAAGAAUGGACGAUUAUAGCUAGAAUUUAUGACAUCUCGCAUGAUCCCGUCAGAAUUGCCAUGGUUGGAAAAUAUACCGGCCUUUCUGAUUCUUAUAUCUCAGUGUUGAAGGCUCUUUCGCAUGCUUCUAUUGCUUGUCAUAAGAAACUUGUGGUGGAUUGGGUCCCAUCUUCUGACCUUGAAGACAGCACCAAAGCAGAAGCUCCUGAUCUUUACAGAGCAGCAUGGAGACGGUUGAGGGGUGCAGAUGGUAUACUAGUCCCAGGAGGCUUUGGAGAUAGAGGGGUGGAAGGAAAGAUUCUUGCUGUUAAAUAUGCCCGUGAAAACAACGUUCCAUUUCUUGGCAUUUGUCUUGGCAUGCAAAUAUCUGUCAUCGAAUUUGCCCGUUCUGUUAUGAACUUGGAGGAUGCAAACAGCACGGAGUUUGACCCUGAUACAACAAAUCCAUGUGUUGUUUUUAUGCCAGAGGGUUGCAAAACUCACCUGGGAGGUAUGAUGCGACUUGGAUCAAGGAGGACCUAUUUUGAGGUUGCUGACAGUAAAGCUGCAAAGUUGUAUGGCAAUGUCAGCUUUGUGGAUGAACGACAUCGGCAUCGAUAUGAGGUGAAUCCCUCCAUGAUUACAGAAUUUGAAAAGGCUGGUCUUGCUUUUGUUGGUAAAGACGAAACCAAAAGACGUAUGGAGAUUGUUGAGUUGCAUACUCAUCCUUAUUUCAUUGGUGUGCAAUUUCAUCCGGAGUUCAAGUCAAGACCUGGAAAACCCUCUGCCCUUUUCUCAGGACUUGUAGGAGCUGCUUGUGGACAACUCGAACUUUUGCUGCAAAAUCCCAGCCACUGCGGCACCUUAACAAGGAGACUUACAACAAGCAAUGGCUUCUCACCCACGCAAUCCCAUCAGAACGGGAAUUCAAAGGACUUACAACAAGCAAUGGCUUCUCACCCACUCAAUCCCACCAGAACGGGAAUGGGAAUUCGAAGAAGCCCGCUACGAGGCUGUCAUACAGGAACAUCUGCUCCAAUGGCAAUGGAAUGCAUGUCUGACGAGUAAGUUACCUCACCAGGGUUUCUGACCGCGUAAGCUGCAUGAAUGGUGCUCGAUCCUGGGUUUUUAGCAGGGGAACACUAUGCAUUUCGGUCUGCUAGAAGUCCAAGUCCUUUAUAUAUAGGUUGGGAAGUGUUUUGAAUUUGUUCAAGAAGCUUUGGUUUCUCUCUGUACAUGGAGAAUGUCUUUGUAACAAUCUCAAGCCUGCGCAAGCCUUCCAGAGGCAUCGAUGUGUGUACAUACACACAUACAUACAUAGUUGUGUUUUGUUGACUGCUUAAGAUCAAUUGUGACUAGCAAUUGUAUCUAUUACUCUUUCUGCUAGCAUUUAUCUUCAGAACUGCAGUCUCAAAGUUUGUAAGUGCAUUACCUGAGGAGUCCUUAAUUACUUCUCCAUAGAGUGGACUAAAUCUAAUUCAUGUUUACAUCAA
Molecule: messenger RNA, 2395 nt
Organism: Musa acuminata subsp. malaccensis (wild Malaysian banana)
Lineage: Eukaryota; Viridiplantae; Streptophyta; Magnoliopsida; Zingiberales; Musaceae
Biological process (GO): pyrimidine nucleobase biosynthetic process; CTP biosynthetic process
Molecular function (GO): identical protein binding; CTP synthase activity
Source: RefSeq, a predicted model, not a curated record